Paramecium tetraurelia is the source of this 558-nucleotide messenger RNA. RefSeq lists its product as uncharacterized. The record is from RefSeq and is a predicted model, not a curated record. Gene Ontology annotation, molecular function: zinc ion binding; nucleic acid binding. Lineage: Eukaryota; Ciliophora; Oligohymenophorea; Peniculida; Parameciidae. The transcript is spliced from 2 exons.
AUGAUGUUUCAUUUUGAGGAUAGCAGUAGUGAAUCAGAAGAAAAGGAAUAUCAAUUUGAAAAGCAACCCAUAAUAAACAAGGAAGGCGUGUAAAAUAUUAAGGUGGUAGAUAUCAACCAAUAUUAUGAAUUAUUUGAUGCAACAAAGAAAAGCACAAAUGAAGCAAAAUUAUUGUAAAAAUUGAAGGGGAUUCAAAGUAACAAAGAGGUAAAUUGGUAUACAGAAACGGAUCCUAUUCAAUAAUAAUCAUCUUCAAGUGAAGAAGGUGAGUUGACUUACAGAAAGCAUUAAAAGGUUAAGCGUUACUUCGAUUAUAAAUACUACUAAUUUUGUUGGAAUUGCAGAUAGCACGGGCAUUAAACUAAUAUGUGCGAAGUUGGACAAUAACCUUAUUGUUUAAUCUGCUUAAGUUUAAAUCAUUCUUUUUAUGAUUGUGAAUUAAAAUUAGAAAAGGGCAAUUUAAAUUUUGAUGUGUAAACUCCAGAAGCAAAAUGUCUAAACUGUUUGGAUUUGGGUCAUACAAAUUGUAGAUUUAAUAAUAUAAAAUAAUAAUCUUGA